Messenger RNA from Cicer arietinum (chickpea), 1339 nucleotides. The record is from RefSeq and is a predicted model, not a curated record. NCBI's taxonomy places the organism in Eukaryota, Viridiplantae, Streptophyta, Magnoliopsida, Fabales, Fabaceae.
UCUUGUUUUUUAUUUGAAUAUUUUGUUAUAUCUCAUUGACAUUAUUAGCCUAGUAAUUAGGUUUGGUAGAGAGAAUCUGUAUUUUAAUGUAAUAAUGUGUGUUAUGCAAGACAAAUCAAUUUAUGCAUUAAAUGUACCUUCUUAUUGAGGCAAUUUCUUCCUUGAUAAGACAAUGUGAAUGAAAAGCUCAAAAUUGCAAUUCUAUUUAGAGUUUCUAUCAUCUCCAUAACUCACCAUGUGACAUUCAUAUCUUUUUAUGAGUUGUUGAACUUUCCCUUUUAUGAUUCAUAUAGUACAUUCCAACCUUAUGUGUAUUAAUUCGUUGCUAAGGUUAGAAGCUAUUAUUAUUUUCCAUUUCAAGAAAAUCAAAUUAAGGAAGGUUAUUAUUUUUUAGCCAACUUGGAUAGAUAAUAUUUUGGAGCUAUCAACCUUUCAUUUUCUUUUGAGGUUUUUGACAUAUUGGUAUUUCUAUUCUGUUCAAGUUUAUGGUUUUUGUUGAUAAUUAUGAACAUGUCUUCAUCAGAACCACAUUCUGAGACAAGUCAUUAUGAUGACUAUGGAUUUGAUCUGCAACAGGACUUUUCUCAGUUUUUGGAAGAAGCAAAGGAACAUGGACAAGAAGCAAAACAAAAAUGUUCAUCAGUGUAUCCUGAAGAAUCUAGAAAAACAGGAUCAGAGAAAGAGAGAAAGGGAAAGAAGACAUGGAAGAGUUCACUGACUUCAUGGUGGAAAGCUGACAAAAAAAUCAAAGUUAAAGAAACACACAACAACAAUUCUAAAUCAAAAGUUUCUGAGAAAAGACAAGGUCAUGUUUCUGGUCCAAUACAUAACUCCUACAAAGGUAAUGAUGUGAAGCACAAGCAUCAUUUUUCUGGUCCUCUAGCAAAUUUGUUUAAACCUACAAAAAGAGAAGAGAAUGAGAUACCUUAUAUGUGUCUGCAACAACAAAAUGGUCAUCCUGUUCAGAAUUAUGGUCCCCUUUAUGUGGUUACUUGACUCUUUGUAUCACUACCUAAAUUAAAGGUGUGUCCGGUGUCUAAUACUUGUAGUUGUCUGACACAUAAAGUUACAUUUAGUUUCUUAAAUUUUUCAAAUUAUGAUCAGCAUAUCAUAGUCAUCAAUAAUGUGUCACGUGUAAGAGUCAAUAGUAGCGUGACAUGUAAGUGUUUCAUAGAUCACUACUAUAGUUGCAAAUUCAGGUUACACAAGUUUGAUAUGUUGAUCUUAUGCUCUACAAAAUUGAGUGCUAAUGUAUUGGUUGUUGAGAGACUUUUGCUGACCAAUGUAAUAGAACAUAUAUUAGUAAGAUGAAUGAUUUUGUAAUUUUUUUGAGUUUGAA